GGCAAUGGGUCUGAAUGAUGAAGUGAUGAAGAGGUGAUGAAGAGGUGAGUCCCAAUAUUUUUGUCCAUAUACAGCCAUGGAAACAAUUAUGAGAAACCAUUCUAUAUUUUUAAACACAUCUGCAUGUUUAAAUCCUGAUUAAAUCCUGCUGGCAGAAGGCUAUGCUGAGCAGGAGGUCAGGUUCAAUAUUUCAAUACAGCAGCACACGCUGUAUUCGCCUCUCAGCCGCACUUUUCCUCCGAUUGAUCUAACCACACACACACACACACACACACACAUAUAUAUAUAUAUAGCUAAAAGGCAUCAUCGUCUUAUCGUUCUGUACCACUCGUGGUAAACGCUGAAGGGGGCGCCUGAGUUCCAUCUGGGGGGGCCCAGGAUCACCGGAGCCAACCCGUGCCGCCGCGGUAGGCACUGACUGUUUCUGCGUGCUUAUGUCUUCAAAGUGCCAACAGCACUGUUACUUUGCUAAUUAAUUUAUGGUGUAGAAUAUCGAAAACAUAUGACUAAAACAUCCGCCCAUAAUUAAACGCUUGACGUAAACGAGGAUCUCCACAGACAACAAACGCGUUUGCAGCAGCGGAGAGUGACGCAGCGUGGAGGCUGACAGGCAUGAAAAAACUUGCUUUCCAUCUGGGCACAGAAAGACUUUUGUUUCCGCCUUCCUCUGUGUGAAAAAACUGGAGAAGGAUUGUUAUGCAAGUCUGCCAGGAGUCUCCACCCGGGGAGGAAUGCAGCCGCGCCAUUUGCUUGCUCUUCCCCAGCUUCAGACUCCCGGCGCAGCAUGGAGAAGGUCGAGCUGGCCGCCUUCGGGCUCGGCGUCGCCGGCUGCUUCUUCGCUGUGGCGACCCGCUGCCUUCCCGUGUGGCAAGUGAGUGGCGAACUGGGCAACGUGACGGGGGCGCUGCCGGUGUACUGGGAUGGGGUGUGGAUGGACUGGGAGCAUCACAGCUUGGGCGAACUGCGCUGCGCCUUUUACCAGUCUCUGCUGCCACUGGGGAAGCACUUUCGCUCUUGGCAGGCGCUGAUCACCUCCUCUAUCAGCUUCGGCAUCGUCUCUGUCGCCAUCUACGGCAUCGGGCGGCUGAGGUUCCCCCAGUGGGUCCAGGUGAAGCCGGUGUCGGGGGCGGUCUUCCUCCUGUCGGCGGUGCUGCUUCUCAUUCCGAUGUCAUGGACCACGCACGAGUCAGCGCAGACGCUGGGGAGCCUGCCGUCCCUCCGGAGGAAGGUGGGACAAGCCCUCUACGUCGGCUGGACGGCCACUGUCCUCUUUAUUAUCGGGGGGUGCUUCCUGUGCACCAGGUGCCCCAAAAGAAAACGACAGGAGGUUGUGGACUUACCUGAUACCGGGGAUCCCUUCUUAACUAUCAACAGUGCCUCGUUCCGACCAGGACAACUACCGUGCGCUUAAAGACAGGUGAAUUACUCUUACAGAGAUCAGAUUUAAUAAUAAUAACCUGGGGACUCUGUAUAUGUCUUAAGGAGUUUGAUGAACUCCUAACAUUACAGCCACUGACGAAUUAUUACGGGUUUGUAUUUACCAAUGGUACUCGUUGUUCACAACAGAAGUCGCCUGUGUUUACUGACCAGGGAUGCUUAUUGAAUUUCUGCAAUAAAAUGUAAAUGAUGUGAAUAGACAUGAUAAUAAUUAUGUAUUUUCAAUGCAUUUUUCACCUUUUUCCCCCACUAAUUUACACACGUGGACAAUGUAUUUUUAUAUUUAUAAAAAAUAUUGUAUGUUGUUGAUGUGACCCUGUUUAAGACGAAUAGAUUGACGGAUCUUGAAUUGUUUCACACGGUUGCCUUCCAUUCAAAAAGAAGUUUGCCAUUUUGUUUCCAGAAAAUAAACCAGGUUUACAUACCUA
Molecule: messenger RNA, 1865 nt
Organism: Paramormyrops kingsleyae
Lineage: Eukaryota; Metazoa; Chordata; Actinopteri; Osteoglossiformes; Mormyridae
Source: RefSeq, a predicted model, not a curated record